AUAACAUAUCAUGUCAGAGGCAUCACUUGUUUUCCCUAAGAAAAACUUUUAUGCUGAAGGAUCACAGAUCACUCCUGAUUCUAAUGUUAGCAUGCUUGAUAGGGGAGUAGAUCCCAAGCCAAUGCUCUUAGAGCUCUGUAAGCCAAAUUGCCAUUAUUGGAAACAUAAGUUGGAGAGAUGAGAGUCAAAAUUAGCCCAGGUUAUCAAAAUUAACCCAACAAAAUCAUGCUUGUACCCUAUGAGAGACUAUGUCACAUGCAUUGAAGCUUGUGUUCAGCCAAAAAUUCAUAAUAACCUCGUUGGCACAGAGAGGAAAUAUACUUAUUAUGAUUAAGCGAAGGAACUUCAAUUUCUAAUAA
Molecule: messenger RNA, 359 nt
Organism: Moneuplotes crassus
Lineage: Eukaryota; Ciliophora; Spirotrichea; Euplotida; Euplotidae
Source: the annotation of a GenBank genome assembly